UCUAGGGUUUGUUUCUUUUCGUCGUUGCUGUUCGGCUUCGUUGCUUCGCAGGCUGGUCUGGCUGGAGGUGUAGAGAGUGCACGCGUCGCUUCUGCGGCUCCUUCGUGGCUGUUCGACUAAGCUCCUUCGACUUCGACGACUUUGCCUUCCUGUCGGAUCGGAAGUUAAAGACAUUUUGAUCGGAAGCAAUAACGGGAGCUCGCUGGUUGUGAAGUUAACUUCCUCCCUUUCGCGCGCUUCUUCGGCCAAAUCCCGUAAAUCUGCCGAACCGAGGGAUUUAGUAAAUCCCGGAUUUAUGCCGUAAAUCCUUAAAUCCCGCUCUAAACCCGAUACCAAACAGCCCAGGGAGAUGUCGAAGACUUUGGUUCAGCCCAUCGGACAGAAGAGGCUGACGAACGUUGCCAUCGUCCGCCUCAAGAAACAUGGCAAGCGGUUCGAGAUCGCCUGCUAUAAGAACAAGGUUCUUUCAUGGCGAUCUGGAGUAGAAAAAGAUUUGGAUGAAGUAUUGCAGUCGCAUACCGUUUAUUCAAAUGUUUCAAAAGGAAUCCUCGCAAAAUCGAAGGAGUUAUAUGAAGCUUUUAAAACUACUGAUCAAUCAGUCAUAUGCAAAGAGAUUUUGGAGAAGGGAGAGCUUCAAGUUGCUGGUAAGGAGAGGGAAUCGCAACUAUCGAGCCAGUUUAGGGAUAUUGCAACAAUUGUGAUGCAGAAGACCAUAAAUCCUGAAACACAACGUCCUUACACUAUCAGCAUGAUUGAACGGCUGAUGCAUGAAAUACAUUUUGCCAUUGAUCCUCAUAAUAGUUCUAAGAAACAGGCUUUGGAAGUUAUUAAAGAGCUCCAGGAACAUUUUCCAAUAAAAAGAGCUCCUAUGAGAUUGCGGCUUAUUGUACCAGAAAGACACCUUUCUACUCUAAUGGAAAAGCUUGGUGGCUGGAAUGCGAAUGUAGUCUUAAAAGAUGCAUCAGGUGGAAUGCCAACCGUUGUCUGUGAAAUAGACCCAGGACAUUUUCGAGAUUGCGAUGCUUUGAUUCGGGGCUUUCAAGGGAAGCUGGAAAUACUAGCCGUCUCUGUAUUUCUAGAAGGGGAUUCCAAUGUCUACCAGCAAUAUGACAAUACAAAAGACGCUGAAUCAAGUUCUGUCCAAGAGACUGAAUCUGUAGUCGAUCUGCGAGAGAAAAUUAUGAGCAAUAAUAUCUCAACUGAAAACAAAAGCGGUGAAGAACAAGUCAAGCAGAACAAAUGCAGCACUUGUGAUACCAUUGUGGGAGACGUUAAACAGUACAGAGAGCACUUUAAAAGUGACUGGCACAAACAUAAUUUGAGGAGGAGGACAAGACAGCUUCCUCCUUUAAGUGCAGAGGAAUGCUUGGCUGAGAUGGAAUUGAAUGAAGUGAAUGUUGAUCGUAAGGAUUACUCUUUCUAAGGUGAGUUUGAACUGUGUUAUUUAGCACAAGCAUUGAUUUCUUUAUGUUAAUACGAGAGCUAAUAUAUUAUGGUGAUGUUUUAGGUUUCGUUUUGGACGGCUUUCUUACUACUUCUUAAAGCAGUUUUUUAGUACAAAAAGCUGUUUUAGAAAGUCGUCCCAAAUGAAGCUUAAAUGAUAAACGCAGUUUCUGAAAGUUGGGAUAAUUGGUUUUGCAAGCUUCUUUAUCUGUGAUUUUGGUUUCUUUCAGCAGUCAGCACAUUGAAAUGUUGAAUGGUUUGUAGUAUUACUGAUACGUUUUUGUUUC
Dendrobium catenatum is the source of this 1730-nucleotide messenger RNA. Its product is annotated as ribosome maturation protein SBDS. The record is from RefSeq and is a predicted model, not a curated record. The coding region runs from base 350 to 1423 and encodes 357 amino acids. The transcript is spliced from 5 exons. Lineage: Eukaryota; Viridiplantae; Streptophyta; Magnoliopsida; Asparagales; Orchidaceae. Gene Ontology annotation, biological process: cytosolic ribosome assembly; ribosome biogenesis.